CCAGACAGUAGUACACAGAUUGCAACACCACUCUCCGCUGCUGGGGCUUUCACCAAUAACAACAUAUGCAGCAUUGCGAUCCUACAGCCACAGGGUUGACUACUGUAUAAUUUUAAUAUUUUAACCGCUAUGGCCGUGAUUACUGAGGAGUCAUGAAGACGUGACAUUGAGGAAACGUGUGCAGGCCGGGAAGGAUCCCGGAGAUUUCCUGACUCCAGCUUACUGGAGUUCAGUUAGGUGGUGCUAAGAGUCGAGCAUUACUUCACCUGUUGUCGCAAACCAAACCGUGGUGAUGUGGAGGACUGUGAAGGUCUGAUAUUGCCUCAAAUGUUUAUACAGGGGGUUUGAGUGAUUGGAAACCAUCAACUUGCGCCUGAGAAGCUGAACUAGCCUGUUAGCUAGUCGUGCUAAUUCCGGUAGCAGCAGCAGCAGCAGCAGCCGCCGCGGUGUGAGUGGCUGGCUGUGAGGGCUGGCUAACGAGUUGUGUUUGGAGAGUGGAGCUGCCCGCCGGUGCGCUGAAUUCAGGAAGAGUCCCCGGCUCCGGCCCCCUCAAGCGGGCAGUCAGGAAGAAGCUGGCUGGGAAGGGAUGGCCUGGUCGGUCUUCCCGUUCCAAAGGACAAGGCUCUGCGGUGUUUGAAGGAGGUCGAGUACGGCUAGAGGCCACCACCGCGGGUCGAGGCGCUAUGAUGGCCGCCUCCCCCUCCACGGCCGGCGGCUUCACGGCCUCCGGGCUGUCGGUCAGAAAGAGCGAGGAAAUAGCGGAUUUGAUAGAUUUGUUUUCCAAGAUGCAGUACAGAGCAAAGGAAGUCAUUCCUCGGGUGGAGGUGAUAGAGAAGCGCUGUCUGGAGUUAUUUGCCAGAGAUUACAAGUACAGUAUCAUCCAUAACUCCAACGGAGAAGUGUGCGGCCAUUAUCCCCGGCAGAUAGUUUUCCUGGAGUAUGAAUGCACAGAUGUCGAGAGAGACAGGUUUGAGAGCACAGUUCAGAUAAGUAAGCUACAGGACCUGGUGAACCGGAGUAAGCUGGCUCGCUGCAGAGGGAGGUUUGUCUGUCCCGUCAUCCUCUACAAUGGCAAGCAUAUUUGCCGGUCGUCCACUUUGGCAGGAUGGGGGGAGCUGUAUGGACGCACGGGAUACAACUACAUCUUCUCAGGGGGCACUGAUGACACGUGGACAGAGUCUGAGGAGGUUCCAGAGGAUGACAGCGCAGUCAGGAACGGGGACUCCCAGCUGUUUGACAAGGUUCGGGGCCAUGACAUUAAGCUGCUACGUUACCUCUCGGUUCGCUACAUCUGUGACCUGAUGGUGGAGAACAAGAAGGUUAAGUUUGGCCUAAAUGUGACGUCCUCUGAGAAGGCGGACAAGGCCCAACGCUAUGCAGACUUCACCUUGCUCUCUGUGCCUUACCCAGGGUGUGAGUUUUUUAAGGACUACAAAGACAGAGACUACACAGCUGAGGGCCUGGUGUUCAACUGGAAUCAGGACUAUGUGGACGCUCCUUUGACAAUCCCGUUGUGCUUUACUCAGAACUUGAACAUUGACUGGACUCGAUACCAGUCGUGGGACCUGGUGGAGCAGACCCAGAACUACCUGAAGCUGCUGCUCCACAUCAUCAACAGCGAUGAUGAGAGUGGCCUCCUGGUGCACUGCAUAUCUGGCUGGGACCGAACGCCUCUGUUUGUGUCCCUCCUCAGGCUCUCCCUGUGGGCAGACGGCGCCGUUCAUGCCAGCCUGGAGCCGGCCGAGAUCCUGUAUCUGACCAUCGCUUACGACUGGUUCCUCUUCGGUCACAUGCUGCCAGAUCGACUCUCCAAAGGGGAGGAGAUUUUCUUUUUUUGCUUCAAUUUUUUGAAGCACAUUGUCUCAGAGAAGUUCUCUGCUGUUAAGAAACAGAGAAGGAAGAACUCCCACUUCAAAGACAGUGAUUUCACUGUGGAAGAUCUCUGCCAGUUAAAGCCGAGGGAUCGCGGCAGUGUGACCAGUCUGAGCAGUGACUUUUCCCUCAUCACUGAGGAUGUGGGCGGUGCCUCCAGCCUCACCAAUGACACCAUGGACCUGUUGUCCAGCCAACCCCAGGCCUCCAGCUGGAGAAAAGGCACCACCUCCUCCCCUCAGAUGGUUGUUUGGAAUAAACAGAACCCUCUAGACGAGCACCUCUCGCAUCCACUCAAUGAGGCCAGGUCUUCCAGCUCCUCCUCCUCCAACCAAUCAGAACACAGCAUCACACGCACUGGCAGCAGCCCGUUGGCUGUCCCCGGAAGAAGGUUAGCAGCAGACUACACUCGGUCAGGUUCCUCUCUCUCGACAGAGUACGGGAGUUGGCAGAUAGUUUCGGGUUGUGGCAGCAUCCAUGAUCACGCUAACUUCCAUCCACCUGUGGCCUCAGCCUCCUCCACCUCAUCUGCUGUGGCUGCUGCCUACGACUCCCCCCUGCCCUUCAGUUUUCAGGAUGAAGGACCCAGUGGACGAAUGUGUCCCUUCCCCUCCGAGCGUCAGGCCCGUCUGGAGGCGGUGCGGGAAGUCUUCCUGGCAGCCUACAGCUCCACUGUUGGCCUCAAGUCCUCAGCACCCAGCCCCUCAGGCGCCAUCUCCGGUCUGCUGGAGCAGUUUGCCCGCGGGGUCGGCCUCCGGGGCACCAACGCCAUCGUCUGAACCCUCUCAAUGUGACUUCAGAUCCUCCUUCUGCCUCCAUCCAUCCAUCCACAGUCUAUAUCCAACAUGCCUGGACUCAGUACAAUAAAGUGCCAAACAUCUCUGUUCAGAUCAGGGGUGAAGCAUUUUUCCUAUUUCCUUUCUUUGAUUUUGUUUUCAAACCUUCAGUGCUUGGAUUUCAUUUUUUUCUGUGCUGCUCCAGCUUUACUCUGGAUGUUUAAUCUUCCAUGUUGAGUUCAUCAGUCACAUUCAGGGAGGGAAAUGGUUUCAGCCACAGUAUCAAAAAGGGAUAUUAAGAAGUCUUUCUAGCUGCUGAUAUUUACAAGGCUGAGAACAUGGGGUCUGUACCUGUUACAGGCAGAAUACAAACACUUCUUCCUUCCUCUGCUCCUUCUUAAUCUGUUCCUAAUUUCUUAAAAUCCUAAAGAGUCCUUGCAGUGACCGUCCCAUGUACAGGCAGCCAUGUUUUUAGUUCUCUUGCUUUGUGCUGCUAUUAUACUGAUCCAAGCAAAGGACUGUUAUGUUGUUAAGGUGAAAUUUAAAGCUAAGAUAAAAAAAAAGCACUUAUUGUGUUCUGACAGAAAUGGCACCAAGCUUUUUUUUAGCUUCCAAUUUGGCACAGUAGAUUAAAAUCAGAAUAUAUUAUCAGUUUCAGAGCUUGCAGCUUUGGGGUCCAGACUUGAAAAAUAAGGUUGAAUUUCAGAAGUCCAUCAUAAAGGUCCAGUGUGUAGGAUUGACGGGGAUAUUUUGGCAGAAAUGGAAUGUAAUAUUCAUAACUUUCAAUAAUCAGUCAAUAAUAACCUGAAACUAAGAAUUAUUGUGUUUUUGUUACCUUAGAAUGAGCUGUUUAUAUCUACAUAGGGAGCUGGUCCUCUUGCACGGUGUCCGCCAUGUUGUUUCUGUAGUA
Epinephelus lanceolatus (giant grouper) is the source of this 3558-nucleotide messenger RNA. It is a transcript of the gene mtmr14, whose product is annotated as myotubularin related protein 14. Lineage: Eukaryota; Metazoa; Chordata; Actinopteri; Perciformes; Serranidae. Gene Ontology annotation, biological process: dephosphorylation. Gene Ontology annotation, molecular function: phosphatidylinositol-3-phosphate phosphatase activity. The record is from RefSeq and is a predicted model, not a curated record.